Molecule: messenger RNA, 1456 nt
Organism: Condylura cristata (star-nosed mole)
Lineage: Eukaryota; Metazoa; Chordata; Mammalia; Eulipotyphla; Talpidae
Gene: SAMD1
Product: sterile alpha motif domain containing 1
Exons: 5
Molecular function (GO): protein binding
Source: RefSeq, a predicted model, not a curated record
ACCGGCGGCCCGGCGCGGCCCGUGAGCCUGCGGGAAGUCGUGCGCUACCUCGGGGGCAGCGGCGGCACUAGCGGCCGCCUAACCCGCGGCCGCGUGCAGGGUCUGCUGGAAGAGGAGGCAGCGGCGCGGGGCCGCCUGGAGCGCACUCGCCUCGGAGCGCUUGCGCUGCCCCGCGGGGACAGGCCCGGACGGGCGCCGCCCGCUGCCAGCUCCCGCGCGUCGCGGAGCAAGAGAGGUGGAGAAGAGCCAGUGCUUGAGAAAGAAGAGGAGGAAGAUGAUGAUGAAGAAGAAGAUGAUGAAGACGAUGUGUCUGAGGGCUCUGAAGUGCCAGAAAGUGACCGCCCUGCAGGUGCGCAGCACCACCAGCUUAAUGGCGAGCGGGGCCCUCAGAUUGCCAAGGAGAAGAUUAAGGAGUGGACACCCUGUGGACCCCACCAGGGCCAGGAUGAAGGUCGAGGGCCAGCACCAGGCAGUGGCACCCGCCAAGUCUUUUCCAUGGCCGGCAUGAAUAAGGAGGGGGGAUCAGCCUCUGCUGCCACUGGGCCAGACUCCCCAUCCCCCGUGCCUUUGCCCCCAGGAAAACCAGCCCUGCCUGGGGCUGAUGGGACCCCCUUUGGCUGUCCUUCGGGGCGUAAGGAAAAGCCAGCAGACCCUGUAGAGUGGACAGUGAUGGAUGUGGUAGAGUACUUCACCGAGGCAGGCUUCCCUGAGCAAGCAACAGCUUUCCAAGAGCAGGAAAUCGAUGGCAAGUCACUGUUGCUCAUGCAGCGCACAGAUGUGCUGACAGGGCUGUCCAUCCGUCUGGGCCCAGCCCUGAAAAUCUACGAGCACCACAUCAAGGUGCUACAGCAAGGCCACUUUGAGGAUGAUGACCCUGAUGGCUUUCUAGGCUGAAUGUCCAGCUGUGCCCCUGCCCCAGCCCAUUCUAGCCCCCCGUCUCACUCAAGACCCCCAGAAUCCAGGAACUGGAUGGGGGCACCCUCUGCGCCCUCGUAACGGAUUCUAGUGAGGGGGGGUACCUCUCCUUACUCAUCUCUUACCUAUGUCUCCCCAACACACCGUACAUCCUGUGCUCCAUGAUGGAGUGUGGGGUGGCACAGGGUCUACUCAUUUUAUCCCAGGAGGCCAACCCUACCCCCACUCUGUCCAGGACAUUUUUGAAAAGAAAAAAAAAGUGGGGGCUUUCCAUCUACCUAAAUCCUUUUCAGUUCAGCCAGAUGUUUCCUAUAUAAAUGUUUUGUUCCGCCUGUUCAUUUUGGUGGGUGGCCUUUCCCCCCUCCUCCUCACCCUUAUCCCUCCCCAUUCUGCCCCUGGCCUGCAGCCCCUGGAAACAGCUGGGGUUGGGUACCAGGGUAUUCCCUCCUCCUCCUCCUCCCCUUCUUUAUGUUGGUUGUCCCUCCAGCUGGCUGUAUUGCUUUUUAAUAUUGCAUCAGAAGUUUUUUAAAUAAAGUUUUAA